Molecule: messenger RNA, 2416 nt
Organism: Dacryopinax primogenitus
Lineage: Eukaryota; Fungi; Basidiomycota; Dacrymycetes; Dacrymycetales; Dacrymycetaceae
Product: FAD-binding domain-containing protein
Exons: 10
Coding region: 626-2128 (500 amino acids)
Molecular function (GO): oxidoreductase activity; FAD binding
Source: RefSeq, a predicted model, not a curated record
UGGCGUUCAUCCACCUCCCACGGGUCCGUCGCACGGUCCCGCGGCCCAUGUUGAUGGCCUGACAAUCUCUGGUUUCCCUUCAUCCUCGAGGCUGAUAUGACCUCAGUGGCGUUGUGCUAGAAGCGUGGCACAUUCCAGCAGGUCUUGACUUCUAUCUUUAGUCCAAACAAGGCACUAGCUAAAGGCAGCUGGAAGGACUAUACUGCAUCCGGAGGUCAAUAUGUGUAGGGAAGUCUGAAUCUACGAUGGGCUUACAGCGCCUGUAUGAAGUGCGGCGCCUGACGCUGGCUGCCACAAGCAUGUUUUAUCACGAAACCUCGACGGCUGAUGAACAAUUUGAAUGGCAGUGGCUUCCAGUGUCACAUGCGCUUACAAAGGCCGAAUGUCACUGUACACGCGUACGCCGACCAUCCCUGUUCUCAAGCAGAACACUUACGAUGUUUUACAACUUCUCUUGGUCUCGUAUGAGGCGGCCGCCGAAGAAGUAUCGCCUUGUUGACGAGUGUGCCACUCCGAUUCCUUUUCCAAUUGGGAAAUCUUCUUUGCUGGAGUACAAAUAUCAACCCCUCACAGGCUGGGUAUCCUGUAAUCGACUUGUUUCACGUUGGUUUCGAUCAACAUAAGCAUGUUCGUACUCCACCUUUUGCCGUCCCUGCUUUUGCUUUUCUUCAGACUUUCUGGGGUGUACGCACUUCUUUCUGAAGAGGUCCAUCCCAGAGCCAAUGUAGCAACCACAUGCGCCCAAAUCGAGAGUGCAAUCUCGUCGGCCUCUUCCGUAUACUACCCAGCUUCUAUUCAAUGGACGCAAGACAUCUUGCAUUGGGCAUCAAAUGCUGCACAAUCCUCGGCAUGCUCUGUGGAACCAGGGAGCGUGCAAGACGUAGCCAUCAUUAUGCAAAUUUUAGCGAGCACGCAAACGCCUUUUGCGGUCAAAGGGGGAGGUCAUUCACCCAAUAUUGGCUUCAGCUCUACUACAGGCGUCCAGAUUGCGAUGUCACGUUUCUCCGACGUUAACUACGAUGCAGCAUCAGGAACUGCUGAGAUUGGAGCUGGCCUCAUUUGGGAUGAUGUCUAUGAUGCGCUCACUCCCCAAGGUGUCAAUGUCAUUGGCGGCAGAGUCACUGGCGUUGGUGUCGCUGGCUUUACUUUGGGCGGAGGAUAUUCUUGGAAAACCAAUCAAUAUGGCUUGACAAUUGACAGCAUGGUCUCUUACGAGUUAGUCCUUCCAAAUGGCACUAUCGUCUACCCUAGUGCGACUUCGUAUCCGGAUCUCUUCUGGGCCCUCAAGGGGGCAGGGCAAGUAAACUUUGGAAUCGUCACGCAGUUCACGAUGAAGGCAUAUCCACAGACAGACGUUUGGGGUGGCUCCAUCACCUACCCGGUCACAGAGCUCAACGCUGUUGCAAACGCCAUUAUCCAAUUUAACAGCCAGAAUACAGACCCGAAAGCCAGCAUUCUGCCAACGUUCGGUGUAACUCUUGAUCUUCCUAUUGCCAUCGUCAUUCUAUUUUACGAUGCACCGACCCCACCUACGGGAACGUUUGAUGCGUUCUUCAAUGUUCCUUGGGUAUAUUACGACCUUUCGACCCAGCCAUAUGGAGAUAUGGUGAGAUCAACGCCUUCGAAUCUCACUAUGUACAACAGGCUGGCAUUUAACACAGCCCCGGUAUAUAACCUCUCCUCGGCUGUCCUUGCACAGGUGAUCAAUCAGACCAUCUACUAUGGUGACACGGAUACUUUGCUGGGAGAGCUUCUGGAUGGUAGUUGGUACUUCUCGAUCGACGUGGAGCCCUUCCUACCCUCAGCCUUCACAAACAACAAUCAAGGGGGCUCUUACCCUCACGAGGAUGCUCUAUUACCGAUCUGCUUCACUUUCUCUUGGGAAUCAUCCCUUGAUGACAGCUUCUGGAUGAACGCAAUCCAAGACUCGGCGAACAUCGUCACGCAGACGGCUAUUGCAGAGGGCCAACCGUUAACUGGGGCGGAGAUGAUAAAAUAUAACAACUAUGCACCGGCAAACACUCCUCUAGAUCAGCUGUACGGAUCUAACUUGGCAAGGCUGCAAUCGAUCAAGGCUCAGUACGACCCCAACAACGUAAUGGGUCUCACUGGUGGAUUCAAACUUUGAGUAUUUGUUGUAGUACAGGAUAUGAGAUGGUAAUAUACAGACAUGAAGACGUCAACUUUAGGUUGAGGAUUAAGAUGGCUGUGAGGCUUGCGAGGCCUUUUGCAGUGUAGAUUCUCCUUUCUGGAUACUGUCGAUCAACAGCGGUAGUUCCCCAAUGCCGAUGGAUUGAAAAAAGUGCAGAUGGCUGGCGCGAGCGAUACGCAAGGCUCUCCAGUUGAGGGAUGAGAUCGUCAUCUCCUCUUGAACGAUAACGGAAUCUGUAGGUAAAGAUGGUAUCGGUGGUUUAGG